UUGGGCGAUUAAUUUUUCUGCUUCGGACAUCUCAAUAACUCCAACUCAAUCCGGCCAAAUUAUUCGAUCAUCUUCCCCUUCGGCAUCAUUCCAAAUCCUGCCGGCUUCUGGACGAUGGAAUCAUCACAACUUCUUUUCCAGGUUUCUGUACAGGAAUAUCCCCAUUAUACAUCCCUCAAUGUCGCCAUUAUUUCAUUACUAUGCUGCCUAGCUUUCACCGAAACUUUGAUUCGCAUCAAACGGUGGACGAUUUCGCGAUUCACGACGGAUGGGGUGUGUUCAGUCAAAUUCCUUCGAGUACUCGCCAACUACUGGCGCUCGGAAGUUUAAUGUGGAACGUCACUACGUCGCCGGAGGGAAUCGGAGGAGCUCCGUCGAUCGGAAUCCGUCCGGUAAGGUAGGGAGAACCUCGGGUGUUGUGAAUGAUGGCGGAGUUAGAAAAGUCGUUUUUGUCGAAAAGAAGAUGGAGAAGAGUGGUGAUAUUGGUAAUGUUUCGAGGAGGAUGAAUGUGCCUGAGAUUGUCGGAGGAGAAGAGCUUGUGGAUGGUUGGCCGAAGUGGCUGGUUGAAAAUAUUUCUAGAGAAGCUUUGGCAGGUUUGGUUCCCAAAAGUGCCGAUUCCUAUGACAAAUUGGCUAAGGUAGGUCGGGGGACAUACAGCAAUGUGUAUAAAGCUCGAGACAGGGACACAGGAAAGAUUGUUGCUUUGAAAAAAGUUCGAUUUGACACAUCGGAUUCUGAUAGUAUCAAAUUCAUGGCAAGGGAAAUCACGAUGUUGCAGAAGCUGGAUCAUCCCAAUAUCAUCAAGCUUGAAGGAAUAGUCACAUCAAGAAUGCCUUACAGCCUUUAUCUUGUUUUUGAUUUUAUGCUGUCUGACUUAACUGGAAUAAUCUCUCGUUUCGGCAAGAAGCUCAAUGAAGCUCAGGUGAAGGCCUAUAUGCAGCAACUACUAUCUGGUCUUCAGCAUUGCCAUGACAGGGGAAUUUUACACCGAGAUAUUAAACCUUCCAACUUGCUCAUUGAUAAAAGUGGGACGCUAAAAAUUGCAGAUUUUGGGCUAGCCAAUCAUUUCAUUCCUAAAAGAAGACGUCCCCUUACAAACCGAGUUGUGACACUCUGGUAUAGAGCUCCAGAAUUGCUGUUAGGUUCUACAGAUUAUGGAGUUGGUAUUGAUCUGUGGAGUGCAGGUUGUCUUCUAGCCGAGAUGUUUAUUGGAAAGCCAAUUUUGCCUGGGAGGACAGAGGUCGAACAACUUCAUAGAAUCUUUAAGCUUUGUGGUUCACCAGCCAAGGAUUACUGGGAAAAAAUGAAGUUACCUGCAAGCUUCUGUCCACCACAAAAUUAUCAACCUGGUUUCCCAGAGGCUUUCUCAGGAUUUUCUACACCUUCAUUUCGCUUCUUAACUACACUUCUCUCGUUAGACCCAGCACGUCGUGGUACUGCAUCGUCUGCUCUUCAAAGUGAAUUCUUCAGUUCAUAUCCAGUGGCAUGUCAACUCUCAGAUCUACCAGUGAUUUACCACAUCGAGGAUGAGCCAGCUAAAAACAGAAAUAGGAAGAAGCACAAGAGCUCAAGAAGGAUGCACUCAUCUCAGACACGUCUUGAAUCUCAGCAAGUAGCUAACGCAAUCAAAACUAGAGACUCCGAAUCUUUGAAAGAGGAGAAUAGUUCACAUCCAAGCACUUAUAGCCGUGGGACGGGGAGCACGUCAAGCAGCGUUUCCUCAAGUUUUAAAUUUAAGCACGUAAAGAACAUGGAGAUGUCCCUUUCUCCAAAUCUUGAAUCACAUGGGAAAAGAUCCCCUAAAACCGAGGGUCAUCCUAAUGCCGUUAAGAACAUAAAAAACCCAAACCUCUUGCAGGCUUCUACCCUCUUGCAGGCCUCCAUCACAGACAUCAUCAACCCCAAAGAAGGCAGUGCACUUGCUUACUAUCAAAGGUCACUUUCUACCCUGGAUCUUCGCAGCCUUUAUCUUGAUAAGCAAUCAAUGCACCAUUAGACAGAUAAAGAAUAGUAGUCUAUUGAAUACCAAACGCAGCCUUUAUUUCAUGCUCAUUUGCAUACUAAACUGUCUUCUUUCCCUUCUUUGGGAGAGAUUGGGGAUGUGGGUGGGAGGUGUCCUCAAGUUACUCGUUUAAUUUGUUACUUAUUAGCCAAAAUCAUAAUAUUCAGUUUUUUACCCCAAAAGUCAUUGGGUAUAUGUUAAUUUAUUUUACUGUUCGACUGUUCAGACAUUCUGAAAUGGUGCCUUCAUUUAUUUAUUUAAACUCCUGCCAUCCUGCUGUAAGAUGGAGGACGAACGCUGAUUUGGAUUCCUUUAGAGAAAAAAAAUGCAAUUGUUUCUUUUAUUUAUGUUUGGCUUCCGAUGAAGUU
Messenger RNA from Momordica charantia (bitter melon), 2370 nucleotides. Its product is annotated as putative serine/threonine-protein kinase At1g54610. Lineage: Eukaryota; Viridiplantae; Streptophyta; Magnoliopsida; Cucurbitales; Cucurbitaceae. Gene Ontology annotation, biological process: protein phosphorylation; positive regulation of transcription elongation by RNA polymerase II. The record is from RefSeq and is a predicted model, not a curated record. Gene Ontology annotation, molecular function: ATP binding; RNA polymerase II CTD heptapeptide repeat kinase activity. Gene Ontology annotation, cellular component: nucleus; cyclin-dependent protein kinase holoenzyme complex.